Messenger RNA from Ixodes scapularis (black-legged tick), 9662 nucleotides. RefSeq lists its product as uncharacterized. The record is from RefSeq and is a predicted model, not a curated record. Bases 206 to 9580 code for a protein of 3124 amino acids. Gene Ontology annotation, biological process: lipid transport. Lineage: Eukaryota; Metazoa; Arthropoda; Arachnida; Ixodida; Ixodidae. The transcript is spliced from 37 exons. Gene Ontology annotation, molecular function: lipid carrier activity.
CGAGAGAAGAGGGAAGGCCCCAUCAUCUACUCUCGACGCUCGGCGUCUCGCUCCGCCUGAGAGAACAAGGCUUACGUAAGAAGACGUUCGCGCCCGGAGCGACAUCUGUGCGCAGCUCUUGGACUUGAGACCUUGGCUGGAGAUAGCGGAUGCGGAUAAGUGUCUGGGAGCCUGCUGUUACGGCUCAGUGGAUCUUUGGAGCGCUAUGCUGAUCAGGCUCCUCACGCUCCUCGCUGCACUGGUCACCUGCUGGGCAGGUCCAGUGCCGCUUGCAAGUAUAUCCGAGGAAUGUCGGUUUCCAUCUUCGUUAAAGCCCCAGCACACGUUCCUGUACGUAUUCCAAGGUGAAAACCGAAUCGAAAACAAGGAUGCCCAACACCACAUUCAGUUUAAGACGAGCGUCGAGAUCGGGACGAUAUCUCCAUGUCUAUUGUCGCUCAAGCUAAUUGAUGUGGAGCUUCAAGGGGUCAGCGUCGCCAACCGUUAUGCCUUCAAAGAAGCGCUGGAGAAGUACCCUGUGCUUUUCCACAUGGAAGAAGGCAUCAUCGGCGACGUACGUCACGACCCCAGCGAGCUUCCCUGGGCGAUGAACGUCAAGCGGGCCAUCAUGUCCAUGGUACAGAUCCCCAGAACAACCCUCGACGCCAACAGCAUCGUUUCUGAGACGGACAUCUUUGGAACGUGCGAGACCAAGUACAGCCCCGUAAACGGUGGCAUUCUCAAGAAGUCCAAGAACCUGGCAACCUGUCUUGGCCGCUUCGGUAGUUCCCUGCCCAUCAUCUAUACACCGUACGAGUCCAAGAAUUCGCCGUUCCAGACAAUCCCGAUGACCAACGGGACAAUGGACUGCCAGAUGGUGGUGGACAGCAACCGCUGGAUCACCAAGAGCGAGUGCAAGGAGAGGGAGUUCCUCCAACUGGCAGCAAGGGGUAUGGCGGAAGAAACGCUGAUCACGUCGACGAUGGUACUCAUCCUCCAGCAGCAAACCCCAGGGAUCAAGCCCGUGCCAGCCACCGUGAACAUGAUGAGCUCCCUAAAGUUUGAUCACAGCGUCACGAGGGUUGAGAAGACUGACAUCAAGGACGUCAUGGGAAUCCUGCGGGACCUUUGCCGUAGCACCGCCGAGGACAUCCGCCCGGAGGCGAGCGCGUCGUUUUCGCGAAUGGUUGCCGCUCUGCGUGGCCUUCCACACGAACAUCUCACGCAGAUCUACGCCAAGAUUGUCGCUGGAGAGAUCUGCUUCGACCGCAAGAUGGAGGCCUUGUAUCUGGACGCCCUGCCCAUGAUCGGAACAGAAGCUUCUCUGAAGCAGACCGUGGAACUUAUGAACAAGGCUGAACACGCCUCCCGGUUGACGGCAUGGAUUGCUGGGCUCUCUUCCAUCAGCUACCCGACCGAAGGAAUGAUUAGCGUCCUCAUUCCCAUGGUGAAGAAGCCCAACGCCCCGAGGAAUCUUAUUCUCGCGGUUACGUCCAUGGCUCACAUCUUUUGCCGCGAAGAGAGCCGCAACUGUGACGAAGUACCCGCCAUCAAGGAGCUGCAGGGCGCCCUGACCAAGAUUCUCAGUUACAAGUGCCGGGCGACCGAUAUUCUUUCGCGGAACAAGAUUAUAACGGCGCUGAAAGGCUUUGGUAACCUGGGUUAUCACGGCGAAGCCAUCAACAGCAUCAUGGAGUGCGCCAUUGCAGCAAACAACCCACUCCCGAUUCGACUUGCAGCCAUCGAGUCCUUCAGAAGGUCAUGCACUCCGGAGGUGCAAUCGAAACUUCUUGAGCUGAUGAAAACGACGACUGAGGACGUGGAAAUCAGGAUCGCUUCUUACCUUGGAGUGAUGCGCUGCCCGAGCUUUAAGGACAUCGUAGAGGUCGUAAAGAUGGUAGGAGAUGAACAGACUCAGCAAGUUUUGUCGUUCAUCAUGACCCACCUGAGCAACCUUCAAGAAACGGAAUCUCCAAUGAAGAUGAACCUGCGAUCGCUUGUCUCCAGCCUUGUCAUCAGGAGCAAAAUUGACUCCGACUUCCGCAAGUCCUCCCAGAACAUUGAGUGGUCCGACUACUCGGAGAAGUUCAACCUUGGAGCGACGGCCGACGCCAACAUCAUCUACCAUCCCAAGUCGUUCAUUCCGAGGUCGCUCAUGAUGAAUUUGACGGUGGACCUCUUCUCCCACUCCAUCAACCUGUUUGAGGUUGGGGGUCGUGCUGAGGGUUACGAUCACAUGCUGGAAAGCCUGCUGGCUCCCAAAAGACAAAUUGGAAACAGCCAUAAGACUGACUCCUUCUGGUCUCGCUUGGGAGAGAAGCUGAGAAGGUCUCGAAGGGCCUCCCCGAAGACCACCAAGGUGGACAUCUUCGACGAGAAGGUGAACAUCAUAAAACCGAACCAGCCUAGCGGGUCCAUCUACUUCAAGAUGUUUGGAAACGAGCUGGCAUGGUUCGAGCUUCCCACCAUGGACGACAUUUCCAACUUCGCAGACGGCGUCGCAACCAACAACUGGAUGUCUCGGCUGAUGAAGGAGAAGCAGAUGGACAUUGCCCGCAGCGCAAUGCUGAUCGACACGACGGUGACCGUGCCAACCGUGACGGGAUUCCCGUUCAGGGCCGACAUCAAGGCCACGGUCACGGCCGGUCUCAAGUCCGACGGCAAGCUGAACCUGGAGGGCGCGCCAAAGGACAUGCUCAUCGAGGGAUUCAUCAAACCUAGCGCCGCGAUUGACUUGACCAGGGUGAUGUCCAUCGACGUUGGCGUUGCCAAGCGAGGAAUCCGCGUGACCUCAACCAUCCACACUUCCACGGCUCUGGACGGCAAGGUGGAGAUCAAGCCGACGGGCGAGAUCAACCUCAAGUACAACAUGCGCCAAGAGAAACAGGAAAUCCUCAACCUCAAGACAAGCAUCUUCUCCGUGGAGGCCGAGGUCGAAACGCCACUGCCGGCGCCAGUCACCAAGGACCUGAACAUGUGCACCCAGACCCUGUCCAAGGCCCUCGGCGUGAGCCUGUGCCUGAAGGGACGCGUGCCCAAGCCGUUCUUCGACUACCGCGGCAUCAACCUGCCCUUCGACCUGGGCCUGACCCUGCAGAAGAACGACCCUCAAAUGGAGGGCUACGAGUUUAAGCUCAAGUUCCCGGCUGCUGGAUCCGAUCCCAGGAACAUGUUCUAUCAGCUCAUAAUGGACACACCGGGAUCUUCCAUAAACCGGAGACACCUUAUAGAGCUGCAGUUGAACAACCCUAACAUCACAGAGGCCAGCAUGCACUUCUUGUAUUCCUGCCCAAUGAAGAAAAUUGAAAUCUCAGCGUCCGCGAAGGACCACGGAGACCUGGCGAACGUGAUGAUGGAGGCCAAGAUUGACGACGCGAGACGGUACUUCAUCAACCUGGAGUCACCCUACCAGGCAAUACCCAACGGAAUGAAGUUUGAGCCCGUCUUACAGAUGGGCUGUCCGCACACCGAACCAUUUGUCAUGAAAGGAAGUAUCGAGCACAACUAUACUGGCUUUGUUGUGCACCUGUUUUCCAACAUGCCCGCCAACAAACAUGCCUUCAUCAAGGGAUCUGUGCAGAACAGUGGAGGUAACCUGCAGAUAGACACGAUGGGCAGUCUGGUGCUGCUAGACUGGGACGCCAGCGUCACCUUCACUACACAGGAGCGCACAUCCAUCGGCUCCGCCUUCGUGCAGUAUCAGUGGGAAGGGCAACGGAAGCACCAGAUCACGUUCAACCACAAGCUUAAGGACCUGAGCACCGAGCACAUCUUCAAGGCGACCGUAAAUACCGAGAUGCAAAUGAGCCGGUAUCCAGAGUACAACUGGCAGAUUAUAGCGGACAUCCAAUCAGCGCCCAUGGGACAGCGAGAGUACGACAUCAAGUUCUGGUGGGGCGAGAACCUUCCCGAAGAGCAGCGUCGCAUUCACGUUCUCACCAUCUCGAAAAAGAGUGGGAAAUAUGGCCCGGGCUUCAAGGGAACCAACGAGGGACGGCUGAAGAUCGAAGCCCCCUUUUGGAACAUUGACCUCGAUGGCUACUUCAACGACAUGCUGGACAUGGAGGGCCUUCCGAAAGCACUUUUUAGCGGUGAGCUGAAGAGCGAUGGUGCAAAGGUCAUCGAGUGGGAAGCAAAAUACAACCACGAGUCCCGGGAUCCCAUGCGCCUUUCAAUGAGCGCGAAGCUUGAGGGUCCGACAAUUCGCUUCAACUACAUGGACAGAGUAGAACAGAGAGGCGACAACGAGUACAUGGGUAACAUGAUCAUCGAGUGGGGAAACCAGGGCAAGAGGUUAUCAACCGACUACUUCGUCACGAUGAAUAUAGACCCAGACACCACGUUUUACGACGUCGACUACCGAAUUUCCUACCCUGACAUGAAGGUUCCGGCCCACCUUAAGAACAAGUUCAGGCUUACACGCGAUGCCAUGGAAGCAUCUACGGAGACGGAAGUGGAUGGGACCAAGUACGUCACCGUCGCCACAAAAUGGAACCGAAACAAACUGGCCGAGAUCAAUAUUGACACCCCAGUUUUCCAGACAAUGAUGUCCAGGAGUGUAAAGGACAAGGGUGUGACUUACGUUGCCGAGGUACGACCGCGAUUCAUCACUGACAAGGCAUACGUCUCUUCGCUUCAAGUCAAGGGAAGUCCUCAACGCUCGAUGGCCAUUCAGGGAGAGUACCAGUGGGAUGCGGACAGAGAUACCAACCAGAGGAUGAGGAUUUCGUCGACUCUCAUCAAGACUGCGAUAGAAGGUCGCCCAACAUACCAGGUCAACGGAGUGUUCGAGCACUGCACCCACCUUAAGAUUGACUUCAAUGGCAACUUCGCUGAGAACAUGAUACAGGGGCCUCACUCGAUGGACUUUUCGGUUGGAGGCCACCACACUCCGACGCGGACAAUGUCGAUGAUGUACAACCGAGGUGAGACAGAUGCCAACGUCAUGCUUGCUUACAUCAAGGGAGGAGAAGACCAGUUGAAGAUUCAGUACUCUCGGCGGGAGGAUCACUCUGUUCAAGACAUCGACCUGAGGAUCACAUCUGUUCUUAUCCCAGAAAUCGAUGGCAAACACCUUAACAUUCAAAGGAUGUUCGGCCGUGACAUAUCCUGCAAAAUUAGUUACGUUCACGCUCCGGGCAAGGUCUUCCGUAUUGAGUUCUUCGAUGCAUCCGGAAACAGCAGAAUUAACACCAACAUCAAACUGCAGACGCCGUUCCCGCGCUAUUCUUCGCAGGAGCUCAGAAUCACUGGGGACUAUUCGCCUUCAGCCGUUAUUCUUGACAUGCAAGUUACGUCUUCCUCUAAUAAAAUCUACAACUUUAAGCUCAAUUGGGAGAUGAAAGGUCGUGAGUCGGCUACGUUGGUGAUGGACAUGAUGACACCACACGAAAGUGUUCGUAAUGGAAGGUUACUAAUGCGAUAUAAUUCAAACCGGGAAGUGAUUGAAGGCCAGCUUAAGACCGUCUACAACGACGAAACAAUGUUUGACCUGAAUGGAAACUUCCGUAUCGUAUCAAAAGAAAGCUUUGACGGCAGGCUGUCUCUAAAAUCGGCUGCCACCGUAGACUUGGAAAUCAUUAUUCGCGGCCAAUCGACCUCUCCAGCGAGCUCCACGUACACAGUAAAUGUUAUCGAAGGCGGAAGCAACGCACUAACUGCUGCGCUAACAUUGGAUAACCAAAAGCAGCAUUUCACGGGAAAGCUGGAGGUUUCUGGUGCAACCAUCGCUACCAGGUUUAUCCAAGUUGAGCGAAAGAUUCCCCAGGAUAAUCACAGGGUUUACUCGCUGCGAACCGGACCAGAGACUCCGUUGAAUCUUGUGCUUGACACAAAGCUGAUUGACGGUGUACGCACGACGGCGAUGAGGUACGAGCCCACUAACAACCCUCAAGAUUGGGCUUCGAUUAUGUUCGAGAACAACGAGGACUGGAACAACAUGAACAAGAAGCUUACAAUCGUCAUCGAGCCCAAGGCUAAUGUCAAGAUGAACAUUGACUACAUCUACCAAAAAUCUGACAGUUUGCUCAAGAGCAAGCUGGUAUGGUCUCUGCAUGAGAACAAGCUUGGGUACGAAUUUAAGUCACGUACAGAGGGAGACUCAUCAUCGAGCACCUUGAUGAAGAUGCUUUACUUUAAGCGUGAAAUCGACAUUCAUCACGACUACAUCAAAACUCCGGAUUCAAUGGAAGUCACCUUGAAGAUCUUGCUGAACGCCGUGAUGAUGCCGGACCGAAUGCUUAUGCUUUCUUACAAAGGGCACAAGAUUCCAAAGGGUUGGCAGGUCAUCACGGCUAUGAGCCACCCGACAUUCUUGAACGAGAUACUUCUCAAGGGUACAAUCGAGACAGACAUUACCGAACAGAUCCCAUUGAAAGUGAUGGCUGAAAUUCAACCAGGAGACCCAGCCAAUAAGAUUCACUUCAGCAUGGUUCAAAAGAUUGACGACCAAAUUGCAACGAACAGGUCCAUCCAUAUUCAUUUUCAUCAUGAAGAUCGGAACAUAUUCGACACCAGUCUGACCAUGUAUCGUACCGCAACGAUGGAACGCCCAAUCUUUGCUGGCUAUUACUGGUCAUGGACAACCCGGAGGCAGGGGCACAAAGCGGGCCACGCAAUACUUUUCCUCGGCAAGAACGGACGCGCUCAAUUUGAUUACGACUCGUUCCUGGGGAAGAUCUCUGCGUCUGGGGAAAGCCAGACGGCCGCGAACGGUGACGACAUCAUCGACGUCGUGUUACAUGGCAAGAACGAAGAGUUCAAAGGCCGCUUGAUCUACAACUUGAAGAAGUAUCACUUCGAAGGACUCACUUUCGACAAGGAUGGAAACACCGCUCGCAGUUUCGAGAUCUCGGCGUCCAACUCUUCCAAGAAAGACAUGUUCAAGAUGGAGAUGAGCCAUUACGAAGGAAACAACAAACUGACGGAUUUCAGCUACGCUUUGGAAAAAAGAGGCAGCAAGGCUUUCAGGAGCAAGCUGUUCUUCCCUCCUCAGCACGUCCAAGCAAUGAAGAUGGCGCUCAGCAAAGUUGACGACAAGCUGUCACAAAUUGACAUCUCAGAAAUGACUCGGGACAUUGCAGCCAUGACUCGGGAGGCAGACUCGUACAUUGACACAAACUUCGUCCAGCCACUGAACAAUCACUUACUGGACGAGUUCGGCGAGAUCAUGGGGGAGGCUGUGAUUGAAAUCAGCGAAAUCCUCGAGGAAACCAGUUGGGGUGAAGUUCUUGAACAGAUGAUGAAGUGGCUGGAAGACAUGAAAAGGAAGCUGGAUAUUCAAAUCAAAAAGAUGAUCCGGGCAAUCGUUGAUCCUAUUAUGUCCAUGGCUUCUUCGAUGGGCCCCCGCCGUCGUCGGAGGGACAUCUCUGGCAACUGGGAUGAUCUAAACCGCUACAUGUCGAACAAGAUGGAAGAGUUCUAUAACUCCCCCAUGAUGCGGCAGAUUUCCAACUGGAUGAACAACGCGAUGGACUACACGUCUGACAAGAUCAGUGAGAUGAUGUACAGGAUGAGCGCGAAGAUUGGAGAGGGCAUGGAAGCAUUACGGGAAAAUCCAGACUACAAAGCAAUGGAGUCGAUCGUUUCCGAACUCUACCAGCCCGGACCCUACCAAAGCAACUCGGAAUUCUGGAACAAGCUGAAGGCGAGCCUCGGCACCGAGUACUCGGCCCGGAAGUCCGCCAUCAUCCGGGAAGCCGACUACAAGAACGGAAAGUACAUCGUGGACGUCAACUUGCCCGCCGACGUGGACUCCAUCAAGCAGCAGAUCAACCAGUGGACAGUCCAGUGGAAGAUUCCCGAGGAAGAGCCCGAACACGAGCCGAGCUUCGCCGAUUACAUCGGCUCUCUGGCACGCAGGAAGUGGCUGCCUCCUUUUGACGGCCAGGCCAUGAUCAUCAGCCAGCAGCACUUCGUGACCUUCGACGGAUCCAUGUACUCCGCGGUGGGAGACUGCACCUACCUCCUGGCCCGAGACUUCGUGGACGGCAACUUCACGGUCCUGCUCAAGUACCACUCGGACAACCCGCUGCCCGACGGCCGCAUCCCCAAGUCCAUCAUCGUGCAGCUCGGAGAAAGCUACAUCGAGGUUUUCCCCGACAAAGGAUCUAUGUUCCUGAAUGGUCAGGCGGUGGAACUGCCGCUCAUCCUCGAGGACGGCGAUGUGAUCGUGAAGCGUGUGGACGACGUCGUUACCAUCGAAGACGAAAAGGUCCUCAAGGUUGCCUGCCACCUCUACUACGACGUGUGCACGGUCAAGAUCAACGGCUGGUACUUUGGGAACACAGCUGGGCUUCUGGGCACCUACAACAAUGAGCCCAGCGAUGAUUUCAUGAGGCCUCGAGGACAGGUCGUGAACAACGUGGGCCAGUUCAUGAAGAAGUGGGAGAUGAUGCGGGGCUGCAAGGCGCCCGUGAACGUGCUGAAGAACACCGCCCCCGAAGGCUCCGAAGGCUACAAGCUCUGCGAGCGCUACUUCAAAAGCGACGACUCGCCGCUCUCAGAAGGUUUCUGGCAGGAGUCCCCGAAGCCGUAUUUCGACCUCUGCCUACGGCACAUGGCAGCGCUACCCACCAACCAGGAGCCCAUGAAGGCAGUCUGCAACGUCUCUCUCGCAUACCUGCUCCAACUGGAGAAGUAUUCCAUCAUGGCCACCCUACCGACUGAGUGUCUCAUGUGCCAGAUCGGGGCCGACAAAAAGUUGGGCUUCGGCGUAACGACGCACAUCGAGACCGUUCCCACCAGCAUGGACGUCGUAUUGGUCGUUGAGGAAGACGCCUGCCACGCCGACGUCGUCAGGGAACUCGACAGCACCAUCAGACUCGUCGACAAGGAGCUCAUUGCCGCCGGCUUCUCCAACAACCGAUUCUCUCUCAUCGGAUUCGGCCACGGCAGCGGCAGGAACAGCAUGCCGCACGUCCGAACCGCUCGCGGCAGCGUCUUCUUCGAGUCGCACAACCUUCCCCUAGCGACGGAAAAGAUGAGGCUCGAGCCCGUGGCUGCGCCCGCCCACGAGACCCACAAGGACAUCUUCGAAGCCAUCCGCUUCGCGUCCGUCAUGCCCUUCCGUCCUGGUGUCUCCAAGACCAUCGUCGUCAUGGCCUGCGCGGACUGCGACGAAGAGAGGAGCGAGCUCUCCUACUCCGACAUCCAAAACCAACUUUUGGAGCACGGAAUAACGCUGCAUCUGGUUUCCGACAAGCCCAUUGAAGUACGCAAGAGUAUCAUCAAGGGGAAAGGCAUCUAUGGCUUGGACGCCGACUCCGUCUACGGCAGCAAGGAUGUGAGCCAGCGGUUGCUCAUGGGUCAGCCCGACCUCCGACCCCAGGUGGCGGUCGCCAAGGAUGUGUGCAUCGCCCUCGCCCAGGAGGUUCACGGCAGCUUCUUCAGCACCAAGGCCCUGCGCUCCGACGCCAAGAACUGGAAGACGGUCUUCGCCAAGCGCAUCGUCAAGUCUCUGCAGCCGCGCGGCGGAGACAGGGACUUCUGCGAGCAAUGCGACUGCUCGCACGGCCCCGACCUCACACCCAUCGCCAUCUGUCGGGCCUGCCGAGCUCUGCCUCCGAGGGUGCCUCUCGCGUUGUACACCUCAGAGGACUAAGUAUUGUUCACUCCGGUGCGUCACGGAGUAUCGCUAGCAUUUCUUCUGUCAAUAAAGCGUGUAAUGUGUUUUUCCUAAAUUA